Conger conger (European conger) is the source of this 2222-nucleotide messenger RNA. RefSeq names its product ST6 (alpha-N-acetyl-neuraminyl-2,3-beta-galactosyl-1,3)-N-acetylgalactosaminide alpha-2,6-sialyltransferase 6 (gene st6galnac6). The coding region runs from base 167 to 1090 and encodes 307 amino acids. Gene Ontology annotation, biological process: ganglioside biosynthetic process; oligosaccharide metabolic process. The record is from RefSeq and is a predicted model, not a curated record. Gene Ontology annotation, molecular function: alpha-N-acetylgalactosaminide alpha-2,6-sialyltransferase activity. The transcript is spliced from 6 exons. Lineage: Eukaryota; Metazoa; Chordata; Actinopteri; Anguilliformes; Congridae.
GGGCGUUCUGGUGACGUAGGCCUAAUCGAGUCUCCUCCUUCGGUGAUGCAGGAAGAUGGGGAACGGGUCCAUUGACCCUCCGCGUAGUUGUAAAUUGCACGGAGCAAAACUGGAAUGAAUACUCAAUUGGGAAAGAUGUGAAUUUAGCCCUUGUUAAAGUGGAAGAAUGGGGCAGAGGCUAGUAGAUAAGCACGGACAGCAGAGUCAGAGGAUGGUGAUCUUUGGAGCCAUCUUCCUGCUGAUGACUCUCCUGAUACUCUACAGUUCGAACAGCGGCAAUGACAUCUACACUCCAUUCCGUAACAGUUACCACCACAUCGUCAAGUCCACUAACCUCAAGAAAUGGUCUGGCAAGGAGGGCUAUGUGGCCGUCUAUGGUAAUAAGAGCAUGACCCUGCACUGCCGUGAGUGUGCCCUGGUCACCAGCUCCAGCCACAUCCUCGGCCGUGGCGUGGGGGAAGAGAUCGACCGCACGGAGUGCGUGAUCCGCAUGAACGACGCGCCCACGUCCGGCUUCGAGCAGGACGUGGGGAAUCGCAGCACGGUGCGGGUGGUGGCCCACUCCAGCGUGUUCCGGGUGGUCCGGCGUCCGAACGAGUUCCUCAACAAGACCCCCGGCGUGGUGGUGGUGUUUUGGGGGCCCCCGACCAAGAUUGGCAAAGACGCCAAGGGCACCCUGUUCCGGCUGAUCCAAAGAGUCAGCAUGACCUUCAGCAAUCUGUCCAGUUUCACCAUUGCGCCCAGCAAGAUGAGGAAGUUUGACAGCCUCUUCCAGAAGGAGACUGGCCGAGACAGAGAGAAGUCACGAUCAUGGCUGAGCACUGGAUGGUUCACCAUGGUGAUUGCCAUUGAGAUUUGUGACAACAUUCACGUAUAUGGUAUGGUUCCUCCCAAUCAUUGUAGUCGGAGACCACAGCCCAAAAAAAUGCCCUAUCAUUAUUAUAAGCCCAGAGGCCCAGACGAAUGUGUGACCUACCUUCAGAACGAGAAGGGACGAAGAGGCAACCAUCACCGCUUCAUCACAGAGAAGCAUGUGUUUGCACGCUGGGCCAAGCUGUAUAACAUCACCUUCUCACAUCCCAAGUGGUGACUUCUGGAAGGUAUUGAGAAUGUGGUUGGAGAAAAAGGGGGCAAAGGUGUCUGGUGGGGUUGCCUGGACUCUGGAGACCCCGUGCACAUAUAUUCAUUCAGUUCUGGCUGCGGACCCUUGUAGUUCCACAUUCAAUAGGGGACUUCAGAAGUCCCUUUCCCCGGUCACUUUUGACAAGUCAUCGUUGCGGAGGUAAGAUCAAGGGUAAAUGUGAACGCAAGUACAGACUUCAGCUGAAAGUGUGGAAUUGGAGACAUAAUUAAUUUCCCCCAUAAAUAAAUAAUGCAUGGGGCAUUUGACCAGAUGAUCAUAUGGAUUCAGUGGUCCACUGUCUAAAAUAUACAAAGCAGAGCCUAACAGAGCAGACUUAUUUUUGCUAGGUCUGAAUAUGAACCUCAUGGGGUAGGCUGAGGUCAAUGGAGGAAAGUUUUGUAUAAGUUGGUUUCCUAAAGAUGUAUUUUUACAUGUUUAUAGUGCUUUUUUAACAAAAAAGGUGCACAGAACAAAAUAACAUUCACAAAUGCAUCAGUUAACUUGGGUAUAAAAAUAGAAAUAUUAUGCCUGAAACAGUAUAAGGACUUUUAUUCAAGAAUUUAAAGAAAGUAAACAUAGCGAUUUAUGUCCAAACGAAUCCCUGCAACAAUUUUGUGUACCGCCACAAUGUUCAUUUGCUCAGAAGACUUUUCCAUCACCAUCAGUGUUCUCACAAAUGAUAAUGUGCUUUGAAUAUUAAGCAAGCAUAUCCAUAAACCCUCAUGGAUUUUCUCAAAGGUGGUCAGGUGAUGAUCAUCAUUUACAAGUACAGCUACGACAAAAACACAAUACUCUGCCAUUUUAUCAGUGCAUCAACACACUAUGCUGUGUUUGUGAAAAGAUAAUGGAUUUGUCCAAGACACCAAGAAAAUGUUUUCUAUGAUUUUUGUUCACCACCUAACAAAUGUUGGAUUCUCUGCACUACGCAAGGCUCAUGAGGCAUGCAGCUAUUUGAUGUUUGAAUGAUGUAAAGAAUGUAUUAUUCUCAUUGAUGUAAUAUUUGUGACACCAUUUUGUCACUCAUUAUUUGAAUGUUCUGUAAAGUGAGACAAAUUUGAUUGUGGAGUCUUCACAUUACAUAAAUUUGAGCAUAUUUAAA